Messenger RNA from Melanotaenia boesemani (Boeseman's rainbowfish), 1526 nucleotides. RefSeq names its product transducin beta like 2 (gene tbl2). Gene Ontology annotation, molecular function: protein binding. The coding region runs from base 66 to 1421 and encodes 451 amino acids. The transcript has 7 exons. NCBI's taxonomy places the organism in Eukaryota, Metazoa, Chordata, Actinopteri, Atheriniformes, Melanotaeniidae. Gene Ontology annotation, cellular component: endoplasmic reticulum. Gene Ontology annotation, biological process: endoplasmic reticulum unfolded protein response. The record is from RefSeq and is a predicted model, not a curated record.
UGCGCAGUGCACUAUUAGUGAGAGCUUUCUUUAGCAGUGAAAACUACGUGGCAAAAGCUUUCGACAUGGAGGUAGUUGCUCUCAUUAUCUUGACUUUAUUAUUAGGUGCACUGGUUGUUCUUGUUGCAUUAGCGGUGGGUAGGCGGAAAGAAGAAAUAAAAGAAGAAACACAACAGGCAGCGGAGUGUACAGCUGAAGGCCAUGCAGUAAAGGGCCCCACAUCCAAGAAGCAGAAGCAGGAGAAGCAGCGUAGCCGUAAAGACAAACCUGCCCAUCACAGUUUCUGCCAUCCGCUGCUGGCUGCCUCUCUCAAGGGCCACAGUGGGAACGUGACGUGUGUGGAUUUCAGCAGUAAUGGGAAAUAUCUGGCUUCCUGUGCUGACGACCGCACUGUCCGGAUCUGGAGUACCAAGGACUUCCUAGAACGUGAACACAAGUGUCUCAGAGCUAAUGUAGAGCUGGACCAUGCCACGCUGGUCCGCUUCAGCCCAGAUUCCAGGGCGUUUAUCAUCUGGCUGGCCAAUGGAGACGCUAUCCGCAUAUUCAAAAUGAUCAAGAAAGAUGAUGGCACGUUUGCCUUCAAAGCUUCCUCUGAGGAUUUUCCACAGAAACACAAGGCUGCUAUACUUAACAUUGGCAUUGCAGAAACAGGUAAAUUCAUAAUGAGUGCUUCCACAGACACCAGCAUCCUCAUCUGGGAUCUGAAAGGGGAGCUACUGGCCUCCAUUAACACAAACCAGAUGACCAAUUCUUAUGCUGCCAUCUCCCCAUGUGGAAGGUUUGUAGCGUCCUGUGGCUUCACUCCUGACGUGAAGGUGUGGGAGGUUUGCUUCGGGAAGGGAGGAGAGUUUAAAGAGGUGGCUCGAGCAUUUGAGCUGAAGGGCCACUCUGCAGGAGUUCAUGCGUUUGCUUUUUCCAACGACUCUCACAGGAUGGUGACGGUCUCCAAAGACGGUACGUGGAAGUUAUGGAACACAAAUGUUGAGUACAAAAAGCAGCAGGAUCCUUACCUCUUGAGGACAGUUCCCGCCUCCUCAUCUGAGGGGAGCCGGGUGGCCUUGUCUCCAGACGGGCGGGUGGUCGCCAUUAGUGACGGCUGUAAUGUGGCCAUGUACGAUGCAGCCAGUGGAAAGUUGGAGGAGGAGCUGCAUGGCAUCCACAGUGAGGAGAUCAGUGACCUUAGGUUUGAUAUUAACGGCCGCUUCUUGGUGUGUAGCGGUGACAAAGCUAUUCGGGUGUUUCACAACACACCGGGUUACCGGGCAGCAAUCAGGGACAUGCAGGACAUGCUGAAAAAGGCCCAGAAUGAGGCCAUGAAGCAGAGACUGCAGCAACAGAUCAAAGAGGCUCAGAGCGCUCUGGACACUGUCCUUGCUGCUCCUGUUGAUAAAAAAACCCCUCUAGGACCCGCUCUGUGGUGACGGUUUUGACACAGACUGCCCAUCGUUUCUUUUGCCAGAAAAUGAGCUGGUCAUUAUGAAAAUGUGCAUGCGGUUUUAAUAAAGAGUAUCUUUUUAUGAAAACGU